Messenger RNA from Branchiostoma floridae (Florida lancelet), 888 nucleotides. RefSeq names its product clumping factor B-like. The coding region runs from base 22 to 888 and encodes 288 amino acids. The transcript has 3 exons. The record is from RefSeq and is a predicted model, not a curated record. NCBI's taxonomy places the organism in Eukaryota, Metazoa, Chordata, Leptocardii, Amphioxiformes, Branchiostomatidae.
UCCGCCCUGCCGACGCUGCUGAUGGGGCAUCCGGCAGACUCGUUCAGGCAGAGGAGGGUGGUUCCACAGCAGGCGGACGAGGCGCGAGCUCUGAUGGAUCUGCUGACCAUCAUGGCUAAUCAUGACUCCGACGGAAAGGUCGCCCAGCUACUGAGGCAGCUGGGGGAGGGGGGUGAACCCACACCUGACCCAUAUGCUAUCCCUGAUGAUAACCCUGAGACUGAAAUUGACCCAUGGGCUAACGAAAAUGGUGAAGACGAAUGGGCUAACGAAAAUGGUGAAGACGAAUGGGCUAACGAAAAUGCUGAAGACGAAUGGGCUAACGAAAAUGUUGAAGACGAAUGGGCUAACGAAAAUGCUGAAGACGAAUGGGCUAACGAAAAUGUUGAAGACGAAUGGGCUAACGAAAAUGCUGAAGACGAAUGGGCUAACGAAAAUGCUGAAGACGAAUGGGCUAACGAAAAUGCUGAAGACGAAUGGGCUAACGAAAAUGCUGAAGACGCUGAUGCUGACCCUGAAAUUGACCUUGACCCAUAUGCUAUCCCCGAUGAUGCUGGUGCUGACCCUGACGCUUUGGCUAACGCUGAUGCUGACCCUGAAAUUGACCUUGAGAAUAACGCUAUCCCUAACGACGUUGAUGCCGACACGUUUGCCAUCCCUGAUGAACUUGAUGAGGACCCUGACGCUUUGGCUAACGCUGGUUCUGACCCUGACGCUUUGGCUAACGCUGGUUCUGAACCUGACGCUUUGGCUAACGCUGGUUCUGAACCUGACGCAUUUGCUAACAAUAUUGGUGAUGCAUUGGCUAACAUUGAAGCUGAUGACCCCGGAAUGGCGAGGGUCCCACCACAUCCUACCGAGCUCCAUCCUGGCCUCCCAGCCGCAUAG